AUGUCGUGCUCCCUCAAAGUCUUGCCCAAACCCGGCACACCCAGCAGGCUGGUUCACCGGUGCUUUGCCGGCUCUGUGCUUCCCUAUUCUCGCGGCACUGAGAUCAUGGAUCAGACGGUUCGCCGAUUUCUUGAUUCCAAAUUGCGUUCGGCCCCAGCGGGAUCGCCAACUCCAGUUUCUACACUACUUACUUUCCAGUUUGAACCAACUUACACAUUAGGUCGCCGCGACCGUGGGUCUUUUAGCGAUGAUUCAGGACUUGCACAUCAUCUAUCUGAUGGUGGCGCGGCGGCUGUUGUUCCCACAUUUCGUGGUGGCCAAACAACGUUUCAUGGACCGGGACAGCUUGUUGCUUAUCCGAUUCUUGACCUGCGUGCUUUUUCUUCUACCACAGAUGCCGCUGGACUGCCUGUCCGGUGCUAUGUAGAGCUUCUUGAGCGCACCAUUAUUUCUACUUUGCGCCGUCAUUACGGCUUGAGUGCCAUGACGACUGAAAAUACUGGCGUUUGGGUUGAUCCAGAUCAUAAGAUUUGUGCACUCGGAAUCCAUGUGCGCCGACAUAUAACAUCUCAUGGAAUUGCCCUCAAUGUGUCUACAGAUACUCACCGCUGGUUUGAUCGCAUUGUGGCCUGUGGGUUGCCCGACAAACAAACAACGAGCAUUGCACAGCAACUUAGUGCACACGAAGAGACUGGUCCUGACCUAUCUGUAACCGCUGCUGCCCAUUCUUUUGCCCAGGAACUUGCAGAGUCUUUUGGACUAGAGCUUGAGGAGGAAUAUAUAUAG
Molecule: messenger RNA, 786 nt
Organism: Magnusiomyces paraingens
Lineage: Eukaryota; Fungi; Ascomycota; Dipodascomycetes; Dipodascales; Dipodascaceae
Exons: 1
Coding region: 1-786 (261 amino acids)
Biological process (GO): protein lipoylation
Cellular component (GO): mitochondrion
Molecular function (GO): lipoyl(octanoyl) transferase activity
Source: RefSeq, a predicted model, not a curated record